UGCCCUGAUGGUGCAGAGUAGAUAAAAAAAGUGACUGAAUUGUGAUUAACUCGAGCUAAAGUGAGAAGGCGAAAAAUCUCCUCGACAGGAUUGGGCGCUGUGUUUGGGAUCCACACCGGAUGAGAGACUUUUUUAACUCGGCUAUAAUCUCGUAAGCGGUGUCCCCAGCAAUAAAGAAGAAGACAAAUUUUGUUUAAAAAUUCCAAAUUGUUUGCUACGAAAAUUUCACAUAAAUUCUUCACUAAUUAGCUUUUCAAUUAACCAUUACUUUAUACUUUAAAAAGCCAUAUCGUUGUGACCCUUUCCGAACGUAACCUAAACAGCUGCAAUAUUACUGUGAACACCACAGCGAAUAAGAGGAAGCGAGCACAAAACGUUUUAAAAACACAAGAAAAUACCACUAUCAAAAGAAAACAUCUCGAUACGGUAAAUAAAAUCAACGAAUAAUUUAAACCAAGUAGUAAAUAGUUGAACAAAAUGACUACAGCUGCACGACCAACUUUUGAUCCCGCACGUGGAGGCAGCGGACGUGGCGAAAAGGAUUUAAGUGCUCUCUCUAAACAAUAUUCCAGCAGAGAUCUACCAGGCCAUACAAAACUCAAAUACAGAGAAACUGGUCAAGGCACCUCAGAUGAGCUACGCAACCGUGAUUUCCGCAAAGAAUUAGAGGAGCGUGAACGUGAAGCACGUCCAAGCAAAGCUUUGCCAUCAAUUGUGCGUAAAGCAAUCGAAGCGAACAAUUCUGCAAAUAGUGGUGCCAGUGGGCCAAAGCGAGCACGGGUAGAACAACCAACAGCACCUGUGAAUUUAGAUGCUGACGAUCCGAUAGACAAAGACAGUUCCGAGGAGGAUUCCGAUUCGGAUGAAGAAGAUGACACCGCCGCAUUGUUGGCAGAAUUAAAUAAAAUUAAACAAGAACGUUUACAGGAUGAAGCGCGUAAAGAUCAAGAAAAGAAACAGGAAGAGGAGCGUAUACGAAUGGAGAACAUUUUAUCUGGCAAUCCGUUGAUCAAUUAUGCCUCAGGUACUGGCGCAACAGCGAGUAAAAAUUUGGGCAGUGAUUUGAAGGUGAAACGACGUUGGGAUGAUGAUGUGGUUUUUAAGAAUUGUGCUCGCUCUGAACCGGAAAAGAAGACACAUUUCAUCAACGACUCGCUGCGCAAUGAAUUUCACAAGAAGUUUAUGGAUAAAUAUAUUAAGUGAUUUUUAAUUAUACAAUUUUCGAUACUAACAAAGUAAUAUAGCAUUUUAAGCAAGUUCCAAUAUCUACUCUCUGUUAGUGAUUAAAAUAAAUAAUAAAUAUGUGUAAAAGCA
Bactrocera latifrons is the source of this 1314-nucleotide messenger RNA. It is a transcript of the gene c12.1, whose product is annotated as protein CWC15 homolog. Gene Ontology annotation, biological process: mRNA cis splicing, via spliceosome. The coding region runs from base 478 to 1203 and encodes 241 amino acids. Gene Ontology annotation, molecular function: RNA binding. Gene Ontology annotation, cellular component: catalytic step 2 spliceosome. Lineage: Eukaryota; Metazoa; Arthropoda; Insecta; Diptera; Tephritidae. The transcript is spliced from 3 exons. The record is from RefSeq and is a predicted model, not a curated record.